AUGGAAAGAAAACGCCCUUGUGAAUAUCUUAAUGAUUUUGUAAAGAAAAGACGAAAUCAAACGAAAAUACCUGGAGUAGUGGACAGAUGGACAGAUAAAAGGAUUCUCGCCGGCAGGUUAUGCCCCGAUGAAGCAUCUGAAGCAGAUACCACAUCAGAUAGGUGCUCAACACCGGAUUGUGAUUUUGAACAAGAUGAAAAUGCAGAUCCCAACGAUGGAUCUGUGAACAUUCCCUUGCCAAAAAGUAUUUUGGAGAUUAUUGGACGCAAUAAAGAAGAAAAUACAAAAGUGUCUUGUUCCUUGAGGAAAGAAAUUGCAGAUACCUGGUCAGGAAUUAUUAAAGAAGGACUUAAAGACGCUGAAAAAGCCGAUAUUAUGAAAAAUUAUCUUCCUCCAGAUCACUUUAAGGAAUUAAGAGGUCCAAAACUUAACUUAGAGGUAGCAGCUGCGGUGAAUGAAUCAACUCUCAAUAGAGACAAUCGUUUAUUAAAAACUCAAGCACAGAUGGGACAUGGCCUGGCCGCAAUGGGCGAGGCAUUUUCUCUACUUCUUGAAAAGGGGGAUAAAGCAGAUGUUAGAGUCAUACAGUGCCUUAGCGACGCCGGUAAGCUUAUAGCAGACUUGUUUUAUUCCCAAUCCUCUACAAGAAGGGAAUUAGUCUCUUUGAAUUUAAAAAAAGAGAUGAAAACAACAUUAAAUAAUGCAGAAGUAGGUGAUUGGCUUUUUGGUGAAAAGCUAGACGAAAGAGUUAAGACAUCUAAAAAUAUAGAAAAACUUAGUGACGAGUUAAAAUUGACCAAACCCAAGACGCUUUUAAAAAAGAAUUUAAACUUGAAAAGCCAGUCUCAAAUACUAAAGGCUCGCCGAGACUGGCGUCAGACCAACCAACAACGAGCUUCACCCUUCCAACCAAGAAACCGUCGCAAAGAGAAGCCCGAAUUUUACAAGAGGAACCAGAACCAGAAGAAAUUUUACAGGAAUCAAUAAGUGUAAGUAGAUCAGCAGGCAGAUUAUCUCUUUUUUAUAAAGAAUGGAAGAAUUUCACAGACAAUAAAACUGUUUUGUCUUGGAUUAAAGGAAUAAAAAUUCCUUUUGCUGAAAAACCAAUCCAAAUAAAUAUUAAUGUUGAACCUAAGUGGUCCUCUAAGGAGCUUAGGGACUUGGAAAAUUCCUUGUCUGAUUUAAUUUUGG
Molecule: messenger RNA, 1191 nt
Organism: Brassicogethes aeneus
Lineage: Eukaryota; Metazoa; Arthropoda; Insecta; Coleoptera; Nitidulidae
Source: the annotation of a GenBank genome assembly